Messenger RNA from Peromyscus californicus insignis, 5572 nucleotides. It is a transcript of the gene Adgrf3, whose product is annotated as adhesion G protein-coupled receptor F3. The record is from RefSeq and is a predicted model, not a curated record. Gene Ontology annotation, cellular component: membrane. Gene Ontology annotation, molecular function: G protein-coupled receptor activity. Gene Ontology annotation, biological process: cell surface receptor signaling pathway; G protein-coupled receptor signaling pathway. NCBI's taxonomy places the organism in Eukaryota, Metazoa, Chordata, Mammalia, Rodentia, Cricetidae.
UAGAUUUCUGUUUGCUACGAAUUACCCGGCCUGAAGUAUUCUGAUGUACCAGCACAGGGGACUGAGACAGGGUCUUUGAUGGAAGAGGAAUUGGUUCUCUCUUUCUACCAUGUGGGUUCCAGGGACCAAUUCAGGUUGUUGAGCUUGGCGGCAAGCACCUUUACCCUCUGAGCCAUCUCACUGUACGCUCCCCUCCCCCAUUUUCCAGACAAGGUUUCUCUGUGUCACAGCCCUGGCUGUCUUGGAACUCAUUCUGUAGACCAGGUUGGCCUCAAACUCACAGAGAUCCAUCUGCCUCUGCCUCCCGAGUGCUGGGAUUAAAGGCGUGCGCCACCACCGCCCAUCACUGCCCCCCUUUUACAUUCUUUUCUAACCUUGGCUUUGGAUCAAUGAUCCAGCUUCCGGGAGGAAUUCCAAAAAACGAUCCGAGUGUCCUAGCCCCCGUGGACCAAUGCCGGAACCUGGCUCCAUGACCCAUUGUUUCUUGUGGCCCGGCAUCUGUAUCCCCUCCUCCUCCAGUCCUUGGUCUAGAGCCCAGGGGGAUCCAGGCACACUCCUCUCACAGAGCCGUGUGGGGUCAGGUGGCCCCAGUGACCUGGAAGCAUAUUUGACUGAAUCGCAGGCUGUGGCGACUGCUCUGUCAGUUCGGCCUGGAUCUCUCUACCCUUUCCCUCCCUUCCUUCUGCACCAGCCCUGCCGGCUCUGGGUGGGAGGGGCAGGGGGAAAUUUGCAUCAUGGGACAGCUGGAGGGCUUUUAGGGACUGCUCCAUCAAGCCAUGGCCUCUCUAGCUUUCUCCCAGCUGCUCCUGGCCAUGACUCUUCUCCGGCUGGAGUUGGAGUCAACAUUUGUCCCCACAGUCCAGUCAGAACUCAAAUCGUCAGCAGGGAAUUCUGGGCAGCAACUGAACCAAAACAAUGGAGUAGGGGAAUUAGUGCUGGUCUCCAGCUUUGUACAGCUGGGAUUUCCAAACAGGACCCGGCCACAGCAACUCCCUAAGAACUUUACUCUUCCAGCCGCUUGGACAUUCCUUCGCCCAAGAAUGCUUACUGCCCUUGGCCUUACAACAGAGUGUCGCGUCCAACACGACGGGACUCAGCUCUGCUUUUGCCGCCCUGGCUACCUGUGGAAUGCUAGGCUUUGCUCCCUUUAUCCCACCUGCCACAGCGGCGUCAGAUCGGAAAGCGAUCUCUGCAGAUGCCGCAGUUUCCACGGUCCUGCUCCUGGCUACUGCCAGGCGCUGUCGCCUGUUCCUGCAGACCUAACCCUGGACUCCCAGCUGCCUCGGGACACCCUGAACCUCAUUCUCAAGACAGCGGAGGCCACCAACCUGAGGUGGUACUUGCAGCACCCAGACAACCACAAACGCAUCUUCCUACGGCCAGGGACAAAUGUGUUCCAGAUGUCCACUCAGGGCCAGGCUGGCCUUCGUGUCGCCAGCUUAUCCCGUUACUGGACAGGUACGUAUAUGAGCAUCUUCGAGGCCCAGGGAUUCAGGCGGAGGCUGGAUCGGGCAGUGUGGGUGCCCUUGAAGAUGGAAGACGUGGUUCGGCUCCCAGACAAGCUGUCCAUCUCCUGUGCCGCCUCCACUGGCUUCCAGCUGAGCUGCUGCAUACCGCGCACAAAACUGAACUACACUGCUCUCUGGAGUCCCGGGGAGGGCAGCCAAGCCUCCUUGUAUAAUACAUCAGACUCCCAAUGCCUGGUGCUGACUGUUCAGCGCUGCCCAGCAGCUGACACCACAUAUACGUGUACCCUUCGCAGUCCGAACCUGCCUCCUCUCGUGGCUCCCGUCCCCAUCACCGUCAUCCAGGAUAGAGACACUACCUGCCCCGAGGACUUCUCAGUGGUUGCCUGGAAUGUCACCAAGGCUGGCUUCGUGGCACAGGCCCCGUGUCCUGUGAAUAAGAGGGGCGUGGUAAAGAGGCUCUGUGGGUCUGACGGCAUCUGGGGGCCCAUCCAGAACAGCUGCACAGAGGCAAAGAUCCUAAGCUUGUGUCUUGAAGCCCAGCUGCUGCUGGAAGGCCAGGGAAAGCCGGAGGAGGAGGUGCCGCGCAUCCUGAAAGAGCUGCAAGAGCAGGUGGGGGUGGCCAGCACCUCCUCUGACUUACGCGAAAUGCUGCACACUGUGACCUUCCUGGCCAAUGUGGUAGCAGAGACAAGAACAGAGCUUACAGACAGUGCCCUGAAGGAUCUCCUGACAACCACAGACAAGAUUCUAGAUGGGAACAUCAGCUCUCUGUGGACUCUGGCCCAGGCCCAGGAGCCCUCGAUGGGCUCAGAUUUCCUGGCGGCCGUGGAGACCCUGGUCCACAGCUUGAGCCCACAGCGGCAUCCUUUCCUCUUCCGCUCAUCUAAUGUGUUCCUGCAGAGCCAGCUCCUCAGACACACCUCUCCUCCUGGCUACCAAAUGUCCUUCUCGGCCUGGCCCCUCCUGCAGGCACGGAUUCCAUGGCAUUCACUGGCCCCGCUGGUCCGUAACGGAACUAAUGUCAGUAUUACUAGCCUAGUACUGCAGAAACUGGACCACCGCCUGCCCUCCCACUACGUACAAGGGCUGCGGGACACGCCGUACGCCACUCCCGGGCUGAUCCUUGUGGUCUCCAUCACAGCAGACGGCCAGGCCUUCACAAAGGCAGAGCUUCUCAUCGACUUUGCAGACAUGAACGGGACCCUGCACUGCGUCUUCUGGGACCACAGUCUCCACCAGGGUCAGGGGGCGUGGUCAGAUAAAGGGUGCCAGGUGCACGCGGCCAACGCCAGCACCGCCACUCAGUGCCUCUGCCGGCAUCUCACUGCCUUUUCCAUCCUCAUGUCCCAACACACCGUCCCGGAAAAUCCUACCCUGGACCUGCUGAGCCAAGUGGGUGUCGGGGCUUCUGUCUUGGCACUGCUCGUGUGCCUGGCCAUUUACAGGCUGGUGUGGGGCGUGGUGGUUCGGAACAAAGUCGCCUUCUUCCGCCACGCGGCCCUGUAUAACAUGGUGAUCUGCCUGCUGGUCGCAGACGCAUGCUUCCUGGGAAGCCCGUUCGUUCCUUCAGGGCACCACAGCCUUUCCUGCCUAGCCACCGCUUUCCUGUGUCACUUUUUCUACCUGGCCACGUUUUUCUGGAUGCUGGCACAGGCCUUGGUGCUGGCUCACCAACUGCUCUUUGUCUUCCAUCAGCUGUCCAAGUACUUGGUCCUCUCCCUGAUGGUGAUCCUGGGCUACCUGUGCCCACUGGGGUUCGCAGGUGUCACCCUGGGCCUCUACUUGCCUCAGAGGAAAUACCUGUGGGAGGGGAAAUGCAUGUUGAGUGGGGAUGGAGUCAUGCUGCACGCCUUCAGCGAGCCAGUGCUGGCCAUCGUCACCGUGAACGCGCUGGUCCUGGUCAUCGUUGUGCUGAAGCUCCUGAGACCGUCUCUGUCAGAGGGACCCCCCUCGGAGAAGCGCCACGCUCUUGUGGGGGUGCUAAAAGCCCUGCUUAUUCUCACGCCCAUCUUUGGCCUCACCUGGGGACUGGGUGUGGCCGUUGUAUUUGAUCCAGACUGUAUGGUCUUUCAGUACGUCUUCACUGUUCUCAACAGCUUCCAGGGUGUCUUCAUCUUAGUGUUUGGCUGCCUCACAGACAAGAAGGUACUAGAGGCCUUGCGCAAACGCUUCUGCUUCCGGGGCACCCAGUCCUCCAGUUCUGCCCUCUCCCUGGCCACAAAUGAAACCCACACCUCCGAACACAGCAAAGAAAGUGAGCAUGCCAGUUAUGAAGAAAGGAUGGCUGAUUGACAGAAGGAACCUGUGAUCUUCCAGACAUUGAAGAUGAAGGGCAGAAUUCAGUUUCUUUGGGGACAGUAUUUAGUUACAAAGUUCUUACUAAUAUAACUGCUUUAAAAAUACUUCAAAAGAGGUCAUUUACUAACCUAUGAAGUGGCACAUACAUGACAUAGAAAAAAUCUGGAGUGAUAGUGAAUUUACCUGUUAAAGCAGAUGACUGAAAAUUAAGCAACAAUGAAACUUUUGACAGUACUCUCUUAAACAGGGAGGAAAUAAAAAUACGUUUGUUUAGGCUGACAAGGGAGGAAACUGACUAUUUUAUAUUACUAACUAUAAAAAGUACUAUUGUAAAAGGUAAUGUCAGACUUUGGGAAGUCCUUUACAAUAAAUUUCUAAGUUUACAUUUACUUAUAUAACCACAAUAAAAAGCUGUCAACACACACAUGACCUGUGUGUUUCAUAGCAGAGCAAUAAAAUUGAUGGCAAUUUUAGAACAAUCUCAUAGAGAAUAUAAGCAAUCAGUUUCCUUAAGAUCAAGUGACUAAAAUGUCUCUGAAGUAACGUAAGUUUUACCGAUCUUUAUAUCUUGCUUUCACAACAUAUACAAUGUUCUGUAAUAGCCAGGUGUGGUGGUGCAUGUUCUUAACUCCAGUACUGGAAAGGCAGAGACAGGCAGAUCUCUGAAUUCAAGGCUAGCCUGGUCUACAGAGUGAGUUCCAGGACAUCCAGGGCUACACAGAGAAACCCUGUCUCAAAAAAACCAAACCAAAUCAACCAAACGAACAAAAACCAAUGUCCCGCAAUCUGUCUUUCCCUGUUCUUUUCUCAUUCUCUAUGUUUAUGGGUGUUUUGCCUACAUAUAUGUCUGCGCACCACAUUCAUGAAGUGCCUAAGAGGCCCGAAGACGGUGUCAGAUCCUCUGGAGUUACCCACGGUUGUGAGCCAUCAUAAGAGGUCUGGGAAUCAAACCCAGGUUCCUGGAAGAGCAGCCAGAGCCAUGAGCACUCUCCAGCCCUUAUUUGCAUCUUUUUAAGGGUUAGGAAAAGGUGAAGUCCUUCUAUCUUUAACUUAAAAAAAAUCAAUAUAAAAUAUCUGUAUUGGGGAAAUCUGUAUAGAAACAAGGAGGCACAUUUGAGUGACACCUGAAAGUGACAGGAUCAAGGGAAGACAGAAGAGUAAGAUGCAAGAAGACGGGACAACAAGACAUCUGGCCAAAUUAAUGGAAUCCUAAAGGGAGUGACAGGCUUUUGAGAAAAUGCGUAAGAGCAGAGAAAAAGUUCUGAUGAGUCCGUCUUUGUUGUAGCUGAAAGUUUUCCUGUGUCCCGCCCAGUCUGCAGCCGCUCAGACCCAAGUAAACACAUAGAGGCUUAUAUCGUUUUUAAACUGUGGCCGUGGCAGGCUUCCUGCUAGCUAGCUCUUUUCUCUUAAAUUAACCCAUUUCUAUUCAUCCACAUUUUGCCACGUUUUCUGUGGCAUUGCCUGCGUCCCAUUACAUGUUGCUCCUUGGGCAGCUGGCUGGCAUCUCUUUCUGCCUUCUUCCUGUCUCUCUAGUUAGAAUGUCCCACCUAACCUUAUUCUGCCUCACCAUUGGCCAAACAGCUGUAUUUUUCAACCCAUCAGAGCAACACAUAUUCAUCACACACAGAACGACAUCCCCAUCACUUUCCAGUUCAUGUGAUCCAUGGAUAUUUUUAUAAAGCGAGGUGGAAAACUUUAUUGUUAAAAUAAGAUGGGAGGGUCAGGAGAAGGCUCAACAAAUUAAAAGGCUUUGCCGUGUGAGCCCGACAACCUGAGCCUAUCAGAACCCACAAAUGGUGGAAGGA